Messenger RNA from Mizuhopecten yessoensis (Yesso scallop), 3117 nucleotides. RefSeq names its product F-box/WD repeat-containing protein 5-like. NCBI's taxonomy places the organism in Eukaryota, Metazoa, Mollusca, Bivalvia, Pectinida, Pectinidae. The transcript has 7 exons. The record is from RefSeq and is a predicted model, not a curated record. Gene Ontology annotation, biological process: protein ubiquitination. The coding region runs from base 137 to 2563 and encodes 808 amino acids. Gene Ontology annotation, cellular component: SCF ubiquitin ligase complex; Cul4-RING E3 ubiquitin ligase complex. Gene Ontology annotation, molecular function: protein binding.
UGCUGUAUUGACUGUCAACUGAAAGUCCGACUGCUGAGGAUAUACCGAUCGUUCUUCUUAAUUCUCGUUGACUACAAAAUUUGGGUAUACUACAAUGUGCACUAAUUAAGAAGAUGGAGACAUAAUUGUUGUUACCAUGGAGACCACAGCACCUUCUCUCCUUCACUGUCCUUCAGAAUAUUCCGAGUGGCAGUGUUUACCAGAUAACAUACUACUACACAUCUUCUCAUACUUACCAGCCUCCUCUGUCCUUCAGGCUUCAAUCACAUGCAGGUGUUGGUAUAGAGUAAGCAAUGACGAGUACUUGUGGAGGUCCAUGUUUUACCGUCACUGGCAGAUUGACAGAUCUGUCCCCAUUGCACCCGGCAGAACAUCCUGGCUACAGGAGUACAAACGUUUAUACUACCGCACACCCGUCAUUGAGAGUGAGGUCAUCCGACAGCACAGUGAUCAGGUCCUCCACGUCAGCUUCUCUCAUCACGGCAAGAUGUUUGCCACUUGUUCAAAGGACGGCUAUAUACGGGUAUGGAAUGCUCUGUACCCAGUGACUUUGAAGUACAAGGAGGAUAUGAAGAUGUUGACCUGGAAGUACACACAGUUUUCACAGUUUAAUGAAAGUGACACACUUCUUCUGGUAUCAGGGGUCCACUUUGGUGCCAAUAGCACAUCAGGAGAGAUUGCUGUGUUCAGUCUCAAAGGCGAGUUUGAGUUGCAGGCUCGUGUGAUAAACAAGCCGUACGACGUGUUUGGGACGUGGUAUAAUGACCAGUACCUGUUGUCUGGCAACCUUUACUGGACUGGCCAGCUACAGUCCUGUUCUACACUCUGUCUCAACAAAGCCUCACAGGAGACCGAGUCAGAGCAUGAGUCUGUGAUGAUGAAGCUGUACCGCUUCUACAACAUCAACGCCAGCUCCAUUCGUACCAUAAUGGUGGCCGAUUAUUCCCAGGAAACCAACUACAACUCCGACGAUGAUGUGGCUAAUGGUCACAUGUCCAAGUGUACACCAGGGGCUAACAUGAUUUUGGACAACAAUAAACGAGCUGAUGAUGAUGUCAUUGAGCAACAGGAACCUGUUGAGGAAGACCCAGGCUGCGAGCUUGUAGACACUCCAAAUGUACAGGGAGCUAUGGGUGGUGCUGUUCGCCACCUCCAGAGUGUGCAAGUUUAUGAAAAUGGUGCAUUUCAGAAUAGACUGAUUCAGCUGGAUGAGGACGAAAAUAAUGAUCGACGCAAUGGGACGAUAGAGUAUGGUCAGGACUAUCGCCAGGCACAGGACCAAAUUCAGUUUGUCCUGGAUUCAGAACAGGCAGAUUCAAGUACUGGCACACAGCCCAAUGCCAUGGUAACAAGCCAAUCCAAUAAUAAUAGGGUUUUGUGUAAUAAAGACAAAAAAAACCUUACAGGAACCAAACCAACAUGCCAAACAAAUGCUAUGCACAGACAUUCUGAUACCAUGACAACAAGCCAACCAGAUUGUGUAGAAAUGUAUAGUCUGCCAGAUGCUAUGGUAACCAGCCGUGUCAGUGACAGUCUGAUGACAAACACUAUGCCUGUAUACAGUGGCUGUAACCAGCAUAGUAGCCAUGAAUUUGUGAGUAGUGACAAGAAGGAAGCUUGUCGCGAAGAGAGGAAGUAUGGGGAGAAGAUGUUACAAGAUGAGGAGGAGGAGGAGGACGAGGGUAACUGUCAGGACUUCUGCCACUCUGGGAUAUAUAUGGAUGGCUCAGUGUACGGCUCUCCCUUACGGUCCCAAUACUUAGCCACACAAAAUGUCGCUACGGACAAAAACUCAACCAAGUACUGUGUAGUAGGAAGCAGUGAUAUCGGUAGGUCAGAUAAGGAUCACAGUGUCGACAAACCUCCCUCCGAGAAAAAAGCGAACCUGGUAAGAGACAAGUACCUUGUGUUCACAAUGGGUUCAGAGACAUAUACACCCCAUCAGAUAGGCAUCAAGCGUAUCAAGUCGCUGGCAAAUGUUGCAGGUUCCAAUUCCACGUUGUGUCUUAUACCCAAUGUUGACGAACAGCCUGAAGAACCCGCAGAAAAUCAGCCACACGACAGUGUGGACAAGAUUAUUGACAUGCAUGGCCACAUCAUUGGCAUGUGCUUCUCGCCAGAUAACAGAUACCUCUACGUAAACAAUCGACCCUGGCCUAAGAACUAUUCAAUUGAGAAUCCUCUGUAUCCACCACCCAUAGCCCAGGAGAUUGACAUCCAUGUUAUAGACCUACUCAAGAUGAAGGAAGUAGGCACAAUGCACCGCUCACACAAAGCCUACACACCAAAUGAUGAGUGCUUCUUCAUCUUCUUAGAUGUUUGCAAGGAUUAUGUGGCCAGUGGAGCAGAAGACCGGCACGGUUACAUAUGGGAUCGUCAUUAUGGUGUGUGCUUGGCACGCUUCCCUCACACUGAUGUUGUCAACUCCGUGGCAUUUAACCCACGGGACACAGAGACUCUCGUCACAGUCAGUGACGACUGUUCCAUCAAGGUGUGGAGGUCAAGGUCACGGGAACAUGAGGUCAAAGUGGACAAUUUACCUAGUCUGUGUACACAGUCUUAAAUCUGCAUUGUGUGCAAUUGACAAUAUUCUCCUUAUAAAACUUGAUUAUAAGGCGAUAUCUACGAAAUGAUUCAAGUUUGUGAAAUUUGUGUCUAUUUUCUAAAGCCAUAUCGACAAUACAAUUAUGAUGACAAAUUUUUGAUAAGACACAUUUAGUUAAUAUGUGUCAAUUCACCUUAAAGUAUCCUAUUGAUAAUGGAGUUAAAGGGACAAUUUAGUGAAGUAAGUUUUAUUCAUAACCUUGUCACAAAACUCUUCAUGAUUAUAUACAUGUAGCUUGAUACUCCCUAUGAACAAUUCAGGUCGUGAAAUUGACAAGAGACAACGUUUUUUUGGCGUUUUUAAUCCAUAAUGGAGAAAUCCUUAACUGUACAGCCGUACGUUUUAGCGGCAGCUGUUGGUGAAUUUUUAGCUAACAAAAAUGUCUUUGCAGUCGAGGAGAGAAGGUAACUUCUCGCUUUAUUCGCCUAGACUCUCUAAAUCUAUUUUGAAUCAAAAUCAUCUACCAACAGCAUCUAAAACAUUGUUAUAAAUAAGUGAUCUAUUUUACGUUU